Thalassophryne amazonica is the source of this 7854-nucleotide messenger RNA. Its product is annotated as cilia- and flagella-associated protein 54-like. The record is from RefSeq and is a predicted model, not a curated record. The transcript has 56 exons. Gene Ontology annotation, biological process: cilium assembly. Lineage: Eukaryota; Metazoa; Chordata; Actinopteri; Batrachoidiformes; Batrachoididae. Bases 81 to 7625 code for a protein of 2514 amino acids.
GCUAUAGUGACGCUUUGUCGCUGUUGUUGAGUGUAGCGUUGGCGUUAAAUAAAACAGCAGCACGUAAACGAGCGGAAAUUAUGUCCGCGGAAGUAAAGUUACCAUCUUAUUAUGCCGAACUUGCUAAAAGAAACCCAGUUAUUUUAGCGUUUCAACGAGACACGAGCUCGUUUAAAACACUCAUGAGACGUGUUUCCUCUUCACCUGCGCAGAACAACAGUGGCUACGCUAAAGGGAUUAAAGUGCUGGUGGAGAUAGGGAGAAAAUACAAACAUCGAGUGCCUUCAAAGUUGUACCAAGAGCAUAUGCUACAGAUUGCAGAUUUUCUUUUUGGAAUAAAGUUGUACCAGCUGGCUUUGUGGCAGGGAUACAGUCUUCAUUUGCAGUCAUUCACCUCAGUAAAUAUAACUGACAUCACAGAUGUGGAGCACUUCAUGGCCUGCUUUUUCCCUGAAGGCUUUGACAUGGACCACAACAUCCUAUUAAUGAAGUUCCGUGCACUGCAGGGCUGUGCCAUAUGUAUAUUUGAGCUGGAGAAAAAGCAACGUGUCCUCAGCCACAAGGGUCUCACUAAACUGCUGCAGAUACUAAAUUCCAUCAGGAUCAUGAUGCAAGCUUGUCAGCAACAUGAGAGCCUCUGCUGUCAAAUAUAUAAUGGAUCUCUGUGCAUCUAUAAUAUCUGCCGUUACCUGAUGACCAUGAAUUGUAGUGCACAGGCACUGGAGUACCUGUUGUGGGCCAGUGUCAGUGUAGAGCUGUCCAUCCCUCUGAUGACUGCUCAGUAUGUGGACUGGAUUGUCACAUUGUACUGUUCUGUCUGCUACUGCUACUAUGACAACAAGGCUGUGGCAAAUUCAGAGGAAUUUGCAAGGAGGGCCUUAGGAAAAAUCAACAACCUUGCAAAUCUGGAGGAGCAAAGUGGAGGUCCUGCCACCAGAGAGACUCAGAGAGCUUACAGAGAAGCUUCGAUCAAGCUGGCUGCCAUGACAUUAAAGUGGACUUUACGCAAAAACAGGAAGCAAUCCAAACCCAUAUCCAGAGCCAAAAUCAAAAGCAGUCUGCAGGACAUACCGAAUGUGCCAUGGCCUCGGACUUCAACAGAGCAUGUGCUAAUGAGCCUCUUUGACAGCAGUGCAGCUCAGUUCUUGGGUAUCCUAGAAGCACUAUGGGACAGCACCAUAGGCCCACUGCAAACCUUUGAACUGUAUGAACCAGUGAUGCAAGAGGUGGUCCUGGAGCUCCUUUCUGCUGGUAUCAGUAUACUGUCUGGAGAAGAACAGCAGAAUGACCACUGGUGUCUGUCUCGUAGCAUGUUGACGUCAACAAGCACUCAAAUGGAAUUAGCCAUGACAGGACAAAAUAAAGUAUCUGUCAUGUCUGCGGUGAAGUUCAUUAAGCUGUUGUUCCAGUACAAGCAGCUGGAUGUUUUUGCUGCAUUUACCAGACAGAUGCUGCAGAUUCUGCCUGAUGUUCAAGGCCAAUUAUUCAGGAAGGCAGAGCUGGAGCUUGCUUUACUUAACAGUUUCAACUCUUUCCAAUCCGCACGACAAAAGUCUGGAUCCUCAAAGACGGAAGAGCUUGUUUCCCUUGUAGAGACUCUACAGAAAUCUGUUUGUGGCUCUGUUCCUUUGCAGCUAGAUGUCGACCUGGUUCUGGAUAUUGUGUUGUUUCUGUGGAAUGAAAUUAAAGCCCAGAUGCAAAAGACUCAGUUGCAACACCCAAAAUCUGAGCACUUCCCAGAGGAGAUGGAGCACUACCAAAAGUGGGUUCGGUGCCUGUAUGUGCUGCAUGAUGUGGCAAUAGUCUGUGAUCUGUCUGCUGUUGACUGCAUAAUGAUGGCAGAGAUCACUCACAGAUUGGCUGUGGUCCUCGAGAGUGCAGUGGAACACAAUCAGCAUAUAAGCUGUCUGGAAGCUAGUGAAGAAACCAGUGAUCACGUGAAACCAAGCUCUUUGUCUGUUCUUGAGGGUUCAAGUACAAAGCUGCUUCAGAAGCUUUGCAAUGUGUUGAAGAAGGGACUUGAAGCUGUGGCAAAGGGUCGAAUUGCACUUAUGUCUCAAGACUGCUCAGCAAUUACUGACGCUGCCUACAUCCAGAAAUUUAGAUCUUCCUUUCCAUCAACAUCCUCCCUACCUUCUCUGCUUUCAUCAGAAGAAGAAAAUGGAAACAGUGGGUUGAGUAAGAGGGGGAAAAUGGAACCCAGUGAGGACUCACAUCAUAAAACCUGUUGUCAAAGUCAGUCUACGCAUAGAACCAUGCUGGCUUUAGACCUUCACAUGAAGCUGAUCAUCUGCUACCACAGAGCUACUCUGAAGUUACUGCAGCUAAAUCCAGCUGUGACAGAGCAUGAGUUACUGAAUCGGAUCAACAAGAACAAGGUGUCCAAAGCUAUUUUCUUGAUAGAGAAAGCUUUGUUGCUACACAACAGCACAGAGCCAAGACACAACAACAAAUGCCGGGCCCUACUAGAGGAGGCCUCUGCCAUGAUAUUGAAAGCUGGGAUAGAGGAGAGAAGGCUGUACAUUUCUGCCACCUGUACAUCUAAUACAACAACAGUUGAAAACAAAAAUAGGAGAAUGAAGGAGGAAAAACAAAAACCCCCACCUCCUCCAGUCCUAGUCUCUCGCACUGACAACUCCUUGGCUUUUGUUCCGGCACAUUAUAGCAUGGAAAAACAAGUUUGCUGGUACCAGAUCUUUGGCCAUGCAGCUGAGGGUAUUAACCAGAAAGUCCGCCUUGGAGAUUGCAGCCUACUAGGAACUGGGAAUUUGGUACCAGUCAGUUCUGGUCUGUGUGUCCUGAGGGUAGAAGGACUGGAGCACAAUCAGAUGUAUGUGUUUGCUGUAGCAGCCUAUGAUGCACAGGGUGAUCUCCUGGGCAACACCAUAGGAGAGACAACAUCCCCAGUUUUGGCAUCAAUGCCUCUGUCUCUGCUCACCACAUGGGUUCACUUAGCACAGGUGGCAUUUCAAAUGGGUCAGUAUGCUGUAGCAAAGGUUGCCUCCAGGGAACUGUGGAGCCACUACACCAACUCCAGUGAGGGGUUUCACUACACAGAGAAGAGUUUAGCUAAAACAAGGUUGCGUGUCCAGACCCUUCAGAAUUCCUCUUCUCUCCUGUGUAAAUUAUUCCUCACUUCCAUUUUCAUUGAGACAGAGAUCAACAUUCAACAGGGAUCACUCUACUGUGACACAUUUGGUGACAGUGGGCCAUUUAUCUGGCAACAGGAAUCCAGGAUGGCGGAAUGUGAUCGAGUGCUUGUGGCCAUGGACCUGGCACUGUGGCUGAAUGACAGUAGUGCUGCUGUACAAGCAGUAGUUUACUGUUAUGGGCUGUUGGCACCUCUAAUCUUCCACCAGGUCAUUUAUGAACCAAUGGUACAGGUGCUAAUAAAAUGCUUGAUAGUUUUAGAGGAAAGUUUAAUUGCUCUCAAACAAAAAUGGACUGGAAACACUUCAGAGGCACUUUUGCACAUGAUAGCCUGCAUCACCUAUUACCUUUCAAAGGCACUACGUGUUCUCAAGCAUUAUCAAAUGGCUUCUAUGGUGAUAGACUGUGGUCAAAAGCUCCUCCGGGAAGUCUACAAUGACCAGCUGCAUUUCAGCAGGCUUACAGAUUGUAGUCCUGAAGUAAUGAAAUUAAGUCUUCAGCUGAAGGCACUACACAUGAAGACAAGAAUCACACAUGAAGCAGCUCCCACCACGGACAGUGAGAUCUCACAUCUGCAUGAACUGAGUGACUGUGCGGAUGCUGCCAUGCUUUAUGAUCGCAUCAUUAGCAGCUCAUUAAAGUCUGCAUAUGAGGAUGUGAUUAAACACAGACAUGAGGCAUAUUUCAUCGAGAUUGCUGCUGUGCUGCUCCAGAGGACCAUGGAAGAAAACCACCCAGAACUUGUUAAAAAAUGGGGGAAAAAAAUAUUGGGAUUUGUUUCCAGACGUGUUGAGGAGAUGGGAUUCUCUGUGAAGUGUUUGGCGGACAGCAGUCAGAGUGACUUGAGGAAUGCUGUGCAGCCUCAAAAUGAAGCAUCCAAAACAAAAGUACAAAAACCUGCAGAAACACCACAGAAGAUCACAUCUUAUGAUGACACAAGAAUGACAUCACAGCAGCGAAAGCCACACAGCUUACAUCAGGAAAUACAGACUUGCAGGAAGAAGAAAGCGCAGAAGAAACUGCUCAAACUGAUGUCAUCUACAGUGCAUCGCCAUAAAAAGCGGGUUCAGCAGAGGAAGUUAUGCGCUGAGGAGAGAGUGUGGAGGUCACACAUCAACUACAGUAUUGCUCAGUCACAUUUAGCAAUGCUACACAAACACCUGCACCAGCUGUAUGGAGAAACCCUGCAGCACAGGUACAGUGAUUUAAGCCCCUUGUGGUUCUCUUUGGCCUCUUCUGGUGUCCUGGUGCAGAGGACCAACUCAAAGCAGCAGCAGUCUCCUGACUGUGAAGCCUCAGAGACUGACUUCCUACACACUGGUGUUGAUUCUGUGUCUGCUUUGCAUAGAGAUGAGGAGAAAGAAGAUGUUAGACUUGAUGAUUUCAUCAGCGCAGAGAGUGAUGUUAUGGAUGUUGCAGAAGAGGACUUUUCUGAAACUGUGACACAACAGUCAAAGAAGAACCGAUCCACCACUGCCUCCAUACUGCGUUCGCUGAAUAAAGCUGCUUUACAUCUUCGAAGAGCAAUGGUGCUGGCGCAUCGUGGCAGCCACUGGACCACUCUGCACAGAGUGUGUCAGACUGUGUGGGACCAAAGCUGUGCAAUCACUGACCUGUUUGAAAGAGGAACCCAGCUUGAGCCACUUUGCUCCAUCUCCACAGACCAGCUGCACACCACCUUUACCCCUCUGCUCGUGCUGGCUACUGACCUUCUAAUGGACAUGUUGAACAGACUAGGGUUGUGGAGUUUAUAUGACAGUGAGUCGGCUAAGGAAGAACUGGAGUUCAGUCUCCACUUCUCAGUCCCACUGGAUUACAGCAUCAUGGUGGACCUGCGUUGGGUGCGAACUCUGGUGUUGCACACUCUCCAAAGGCUGCAUUACAGUGGCAAGUGGGAAAGCCUGGCCCAUUUUGCUUUACUUUUCAACUCAUACACUCGGGAACAUUAUGCCUUGAUAGUGACUCCUCUACUAGUCCAUGCACAGAGGAAACUGCUUGAGAGGAUUAGCUCCUUUGGAGGACCUGCAGUCCCACAGCCGCACCACCUCAAGACACAGAAGGCCAUUGGAACAGAGAUAACUUGCAGAAACUAUGCUACAAGCCAGCUACUUAGUGGUUGGACCCCCUACCCAGCAGAACAACGAACCAUCCCCACAAAAUCUCCGCUCAGUAACCCAACUUCCCUGGAUACAGCUGAACAUCAAGAGAGCUCCAUGUCCCUUGUUUGUGUUCCGGUGGAUGUGGAAGACACACUGCAGUGUUACCGUCAGGCUCUUGAGAGAAAACCAUACUGUCUGCAAAUCUUCCAGCAUAGCCGCUUACUGCUGCUGCUACUUCUGGCGCACACACAGUCCAACUUUACGUUCCAAUUCUGUAAAGGAAUCAGUGCUAGCCACUCCUCAGGAGGGCUUGAGUUCAAUCCCAUAAUCAUAUCCACUCCAAAAACUCAACCUUGUGAGCUGACAGAGGAAGACUACAGCAAUCCAAACGCUGUCUACAGCCUCUCUAGCAGAUGUGACAACGUGCCGACUGUCAGCAUGGCAUAUUCCGCCUGUAUAAAAUAUCUCCUGGCCAACCAGCAUGACUCCCUUGGAGUUCAGGCACUACAUGACAUGGGAAACCUGCAGUACUGUCUCGGAAACAAAAGGAAAGCACAUUCAAACUGGUGUAAAGCAGUAGACUGUGCAUUAAAGAGCUCUAAUGUGCUGGAGAAAUGGGAUGGGGUGUCAUUUGGGAGUGACUCAUUCCAUCAGACGGUGAAAAUUUGUGGCAUUUGGGGCUGUCUGCAGGCUGCUGGCAUCACUGCUAAAAUCGCACAGUAUAUCUUAAUUUCUGAUACCAACCAGCGGACCAAAUGCUGUCUUUUGUCUGCCUACCUCUUUAAGUGUGUGCUGUGUUGCUCUUUGGCUCAACCACAGUCCGACCUCCAAUACGCCUCAUACAGGAUAGGAGAUGAACUACUUCCUGAAGUUGACCUGUUCUCAGAACCCCACAGGGUUCAUCUUGGUACCACCAUAGCCAACCUUAACUUUAUCUGCCACUGGCUUUUCUCUACAGGCUACUACAUCACGCUACUGCCUAUACUGGCCCUUUACCAACAUUUGGUGGGGACUGUGUGCCGAGACCUACAACGCAGUGUUGAGAGCAAAAUACUGAAGGUACUUGUUCUGACUGAGCUGAGUCUCUUCACUCAAGCUGUAAAGGAGAUACUUGAACUGACACAAGGAACAGAUAUCCCUCUAGCUCAUGGUCACAACAUCUGUAAAGAUGAUCUUCCGCCAAUGAGGAGAUUCUGCAGUAGCAAAUCUCUCCAGGACAAUAUUGAGGCUUUGGAUGAUCUGGUGAACUGCAACUUUGCUCCAGAUGUGCAAUCACUGUAUGGAUCCACACUGUGUCAGAGAUGCAACCUGGCUCGUGUAAAACUAAUCUUGGCUCUGUGUAGCACUGUACAUGGAAUUCCAAUGCCAGGAACACCUGUAAAGCAGUCUGUGCCGGAAAAGGAUGAGGAAAAGAAGCCAGGAAAUGAGCCAACAUUGCUGGAUUUUGAUUGCCUUCAGGAGAAACUCAUUCCAGAAAAUAUUAAGUUCCUUUUGCUGGAAGGAGCGUCGUCUCUGUUGAACUGUAUUUCACGACAGCUCACAUCUCAGUCCUGUGGUGAGUUUGAGGCCCUGGAACUGGCUAUAGAGUUCAGUCUUCUUAAAGCCAACCUCUACAUGCAACAGGGGAACACUGCGCUUAGUGUUGACAUGGCAGUUUCUUCCUUGAAGCUACUGCAGACAUCUCCUGUAAUUGUGAAAACAUCCAUACCUGAUUCUGAAAAGCCUGAAUCUCAGCAUUCAUGUUCCAUGUCCAGAAGAGAUCAGGGUUGUAUAUUUUCAUACAGUGAACCACAACAUCCAGGUGGUGACAAUCCCAGAGAUGUUGAGGCCAGUGAACGCAUUGGAGUUGCACUGUGGUUGCGUUUUCGCCUAGCCCUGUUGCGCAGCCUGGCAGCACAAACAUCUGGUACAAACUAUAAGGAGGGUGCGGUUUCAGCAUUACAUGAGACUCUUGCAGAAUGUGCAUCAUGGGGAGAUCCUGACAUUCAAGCCCUUUUCAUGGUUGAAGGUGCUGCAUUGGAAGCACAGAGAGGAAAUACUGAAGAUAGCAUGUCACUGCUUCAAGAAGCAGUGAGCCUGUUAUGUGGAAGAAGAUAUAUGCCUCCGGGAUCCUGUGUUACUUUGGCUGAAGCCACAUUGCUGCUGAGUGAUCUGAGAGGGGCACCAAGCAUCAAACUUCUGAAAUUCACACAAAAACUACUGCAGAAACAGCUACAAAUUUUUGGACAGAGCGUCAUGUUGGAAGAUAAAAUGUGUUUUCCUGUACCGGAACCCAUGAAUAUCUACCUGCCUUACAGAAAUUUACUGGCUAAGACAACUGCGGCCAUUGACAAAAUUCAGGCAUCCAUUAACAUGGAGAAACCAGUGUCGAAUUAGCAUGCACUUCUUGUCUUCCUCCAGUCCCCAAAGUUCACAGGUUACAGGCAUCCUCAAAACUUCCUGGCUUGGACCUACUCCAGGGCUUGAAGGCCACAAGAUGUUUCUCUCAGCAAGGGGUUUCUCACAGUCCUCGAUGAUUCAUGCAGUGGGGUGAAAAACUAACUUGUCUGAAAAAAGAAACUAAAGUCCUGACACUGUAUACAUGGAUGUAUGUAUUUAUCUUAUC